AUGAGCCCUCGCAAGAACAUGAAGAAGGCUGAAGAGCAACACCCUCCAGCACCGUUCGCGGAGGACGACACCGCUUCCCAAGGUGAUGAUGCGUUCGAAGGGCUCAGUCAAGAUUUCAUCGAAGAGUAUUGGGCGGCCUACGACGCGCUGGAUAACCUGAAUCUUAACGACGACGAAAACGAGAAUGGAAACGAAGACUCUUCCGAAGACUCACAGUCCACCCCAGACGGAUACGAGCAAGAGCAGAGCGGCGAGACUCGCGGCCAAAUCCAAUAUCUGCGUUCGAACGGAAACGAGCCUCCUUUGCAACACCGGGUCAAUUACCGUACCAUUCUCCACCUCCAACGAUCCAUCUUCGAAAUGCUGCGAACCCUGCUUUUAUGGCCGGCCCAAAUGUGCCGCAAGCUGAGCCUGUGUGGUACUCCGUUGAGGGCAUUCCCGAAGCGAUUGAACGAUAUGAUCAAAAUCAUCGAAGGCAUCGUCGAUUGGCGCUUCCUUUUCACGGCGAACCCUUCGAACAACGUCACCUAA
Alternaria viburni is the source of this 531-nucleotide messenger RNA. RefSeq lists its product as uncharacterized. The coding region runs from base 1 to 531 and encodes 176 amino acids. The record is from RefSeq and is a predicted model, not a curated record. The transcript is spliced from 2 exons. Lineage: Eukaryota; Fungi; Ascomycota; Dothideomycetes; Pleosporales; Pleosporaceae.